Molecule: messenger RNA, 2582 nt
Organism: Manis pentadactyla (Chinese pangolin)
Lineage: Eukaryota; Metazoa; Chordata; Mammalia; Pholidota; Manidae
Gene: ZWINT
Product: ZW10 interacting kinetochore protein
Exons: 8
Coding region: 89-910 (273 amino acids)
Biological process (GO): mitotic sister chromatid segregation; mitotic cell cycle checkpoint signaling; establishment of localization in cell
Cellular component (GO): dendrite; kinetochore; cytosol
Source: RefSeq, a predicted model, not a curated record
CAAUCGCCUGCGCCGGCUUUCAGUUCGCGGCGGAUCCGAAGAGAGCGGAAGGAUCCGGGCAGUUUAGGGCUGAAGCGCCGCGCGAGGGAUGGAUGCAGCAGAAAUCCAGGUGGAGGCUGCCGCCCUAGAGGCCCUGGCCAACCUGGCAGAUGUCCUAGCAUCUGUAGGUCUACAGGAGGAGGCCGAAUUGCCAGCUCCAAUCCUGGCUGAGUUUGUGGUGGACUCCCGAAAGAAAGACAAGCUGCUCUGCAGCCAGCUUCAGGUAGUAGACUUCCUGCAGAACUUCUUGGCUCAGGAAGACACUGCCCAGAGUAUGGACUCCUUGGCUUCUGAGGACACGAGCCGACAGAAGGCAGUUGCAGCCAAAGAACAGUGGAAAGAGCUGAAGGCCACCUACCAAGAGUAUGUGGAGGCAAUCACAGGUGCCCUGACCCAGGCCCUGCCCAAAAUGGAAGAGGUUAAAAGGAAGCAGGCACAGCUCCAGGAGGCCCUUGAACAGCUCCAGGCCAAGAAGCAAGUGGCCUUGGAGAAACUCAGAGCAGCCCAGAAACAGUGGCAGCUGCAGCAGGAGAAGCGUCUGCAGCAUCUGGCAGAAGUGUCUGCAGUGAUAAGGGGGCGUCAGACAGGAGCUCAGCAGAAGCUUGAGCAGCUAUAUCAGGAACUUGGAACCCUGAAGCAGCAGGCAGAGCAGGAACAAGAUAAGCUUCACAGGCACCAGACCUUUCUCCAGCUGCUUCACAUCCUGCAGGGUAAGCUGCUAUUCCCUGAGGCAAUGGCAGAACUACCUCAAGAGCUGGAUCUUCCUGAGAAUAAGCCCCAGCAACUGACCCAGCUCCAGGAGCAGAACACUGGGAACAUCACUAGCAGAGAUGGGGAUGUGUCCUCCAAGCCCUUUCUUAGGUUCUUCUAAAGACUACCCAUGUUCACUGAUGACUUUUUCAAGGUAGAUAUGUGCAAGGAGUGACCUUGCCCUGGGAAAUUGUGAUCUCUUACACAAAGAGAGAGAUAGACUUGUAGGAAUUGACAGUGAUUGCUGAAAAGGCCCAGCUGUGUGCCAAAGAUUUCCUCUUCCUCUUUUCUAUCCAACCUAGGGACACAGCAACCAGUGAAAAGUAGAGAGGGAUUGGAGACUAGCCAGUGAAUCGGCAAAAUCAAGACCCUGUUACUCCACCUCGACCAGAAAUGUUCUUGAUAAAGUGAUGCCUAGGUUUACUCCAUUAAACAAAUGGAAAACUUUUUUCCUGUUCUCUGUAAGCAUAAUGUUUUCCUUUUUAAACAUUUUCUUUUAUGAUAAAACAUUUUGCUUUUUUCUAGUUUUAAUUUCAUAUUUUCUAGGUAUUGUCAUCAUUUGGGAAUUUUCCAUUUUUAAUUUUUCAAGUUUUAUUGGUAUGAAGUUGUGUUAACUUUUUUUAUCUUUUUAAUAUCUAUAGCCUGUUUUAGGAUUGCCUAAUAUUCCUGAUUUUUGUGCCUUACCUAAUUUAAUUGAUUCAUCAUUUCAGAUGUUCAUUCAUUUUCAAAUAUUCAAGGAUUCAAAGAUUAGCUUUUGUGUUCUACUAUCAUAUGUUUAUUCUGGUUCAUGGAUUUGUAGUCAUAUCUUGAUCAUUUUCUACCUUCUGUUUUUAGUUGGAGAAGAUGCACUUUUUUGUGUGAUCUUUUUAUCAGAUGAUAAACUUGUGUAUUUGGAUCUUCAUUUGAUUUCUCAAAUAAACAUUUGACACUAUAAAUUUUUCUGGCUUCCCCUAAAUAUUUUCACAGCCAUUCAAUUCAUAGAAUUUCCAUUUCUCAUUAUAAUUAUUUGAUUCAUUUUGAUAAUAAUUUCUUAGGGAAAAAAAUUUUGUGGGAGCAUAAUCUUUCUAAGUUUAUUCUUAUUUGGUCAGGUAAUGUUGAUAUAAUAAAAACUGAAAUUUGGUGAGUGAAGUACUUAUAGUCUUGAGUGUGGUCUCUAAUGUUUUAUAUGAAUUUUAAAAAUAGCUGCUUUAUAAUUGUCAUGUGUACUGUUUUCUAUUUGUCUAUUAUAUUAUGCUUAUUUUUUCAGCUUAUACCUUUUAUAUACUUUUAUAUCUUUUACUAUAUACAUUUACAUCUUUUACAUAUGUUGCAUAUCUUUUUACUUUAUAUGUUUGUAUCUUUUAUAUACUUAAUCCUCUGCUUUGGUACUCUGUAGUUUGAGUACUUUAUGAAUAAUUUGGGAUUGUGGUUUAUUCAUUCGUUCAAUCAUUCUGCUUGCAGUUAAACUAUGUGCAGCUGCCAGUCUUUCAAUAAUUGUGAAGUAUUUUCAGCUUUAUCUCUAAAAAGUACUCUUACCUCUUCUGUAUUAGCUUCUUCUGAGACAAUUGUAUUUUCUGUGUUUUUCAUACUAUAUAAACUUUCUUUUAUAUUUAUCAUUAUUUUUUCUCUUUAGAAUGUAUUUAGAUGCUUUCCUUAAAUCUAUUUUUGUUAAACUGUAUGUUAUCAGUCUGUUAUUUCACCAUUAGCUUAAUUUUUUAUUUUCAUUUCAAGUGGUUGAAUUCAACCCCAGUCUACUUUAUUUGGAUUUUGUUGUUAUUAUUCUGACUCACGUUUUGACCUUUUAUUACUUUGAA